CAGGCCACCAACACAACCCCCGGUGACACUGAGAACUCUUGCACACUUUAAGGAUGGACGCUUUGGUGAUGGGGGUGCUCCUCGCUUCUCUCUGGACCUUCACUGCGGGAUUUACCGAAGAAGACAUGAAGAACGCCAUGCUGCAGAAACUCGGGCUCACGGAGCUCCCAAGAAUUCAGAAGAGGGAUCUGGAGAGUGUUGUUGUUCCGGCUCACAUCAAGAACAAGUAUCUCUCCAUGGUGAAGCUUCAUAACAGGCGGAGGCGGCGGUCUGUGCCCAGUCUGGCUGGGAUCUUGCGCGGCAUUCAUGGGAGCGCCGACAUUUCUGGAAAAGUUGUGUAUUCGGACACGACACGACAGCGCCUUUCGUUUGACAUGGUCAGCAGAAUUACAGACAACAGUGAAGUCACCAUGGCCGAACUAAAGCUGUACAAAACCUCUCCACGCAAAGUGCCCUUUCAGCAGAGGAGAAGCACCAGACCCGCCAACAACGCCCGAGUGAGCAUCUACUGGGUUGAGACUCUGGACAACGGCAAAAACAGAACUUCAAUUGUAGACUCGAGGUUGGUGCCCAUUCAUGCGUCUGGGUGGACGAGCUUUGAUGUGACGCAAGCAGUCCAGUACUGGUCUAAGACCGAGCGUACAACCCCACUGCACCUGGAAGUGUGGAUUGAAGGGGAAAGACCCGGUAGCCACGCGGCGGAGAUGGCCAAGACGGUGCGCUUUGCUACAGAAGACGCCUCUGGCGCGAGCAUCGGGAAUCCAGACCUGGUCCUGUUCACCUUGGACUUGGAAGAAUUUGGGUCUCAAGGCGACUGCAAAUCUGGCAAAUCAGGGAACGGCAUGUGCUGCAGAGAGGAGCACUUCAUCAACUUCCGAGAGAUGACCUGGACUCAGUACUGGAUCAUCGAACCAGUCGGAUACCAGGCGUUCCGAUGCGCAGGGGGAUGCAGGCAACCCAAGCGCAGUUAUGGCUAUGGACAGCGCGCAUGCGCGGCCGUGGAAAGCGCUCCGCUGCCCAUCAUGUACCUAGUGAAGAGAGGAGACCAUACCGAAAUCGAGGUGGCUGAAUUUCCAAACAUGAUUGUAGAGAAAUGUGGAUGCACCAUGGACAACGCCUCUAUGGCAUAGGCUCCAUCUCUGAAAUAUGGCACC
Messenger RNA from Clupea harengus (Atlantic herring), 1154 nucleotides. RefSeq names its product left-right determination factor 2-like. Gene Ontology annotation, molecular function: growth factor activity; cytokine activity; transforming growth factor beta receptor binding. Gene Ontology annotation, biological process: anterior/posterior axis specification. The record is from RefSeq and is a predicted model, not a curated record. Gene Ontology annotation, cellular component: extracellular region. NCBI's taxonomy places the organism in Eukaryota, Metazoa, Chordata, Actinopteri, Clupeiformes, Clupeidae.